Schizophyllum commune H4-8 is the source of this 1716-nucleotide messenger RNA. RefSeq lists its product as uncharacterized. Gene Ontology annotation, molecular function: protein binding. NCBI's taxonomy places the organism in Eukaryota, Fungi, Basidiomycota, Agaricomycetes, Agaricales, Schizophyllaceae. The transcript has 2 exons. The record is from RefSeq and is a predicted model, not a curated record. Bases 29 to 1507 code for a protein of 492 amino acids.
UUGUCGUCUCCCUUUGUCCUCGACCGUCAUGAACGCCCGCGCAGCCAGAGAGACAUAUGUUGACAGGCUCAUCGCCCAUGCGGCCUCGUACGGCGCUCGCAUCGAGCUGCAACGACAAGGAUUCAUCCCCCCACCAAUGGAGCGCCAGCAGAUCCUCUUGGCCGCACAUCAUCUAACGCAAGGGAUCCGGUCCAUCGACACCGAUAUUCAAUGGCUCGUCACCCUUCGCGCGCGCAUGGGCAGCCAGCUCGCGAUCAACGCGUCCGUUCUCGCUCCAAUUCGCCGGCUUCCUCCAGAGCUGCUGUCUCAUAUCUUCGUCCUACUCGCGAUGGAGAUAGAUCCCUGCAUGAGAGCGCACACUAUCCGCGAUACUGUGGCCCGGGUCUGCAGAGAAUGGUACACAGUUGCGCGGAGCACACCUCGCCUGUGGACCUACAUCUCGUCGACGUUGCAUGACCUGCCGCCAUCAACCCCUAGGCGAUACUCGGCGCAGGCGGCACUAGCUGGCGGUCUUCCUCUGCACCUGGAACACGGAGUAGGCGACGAGGACUAUGAAAUCGAUGACGCCCUACUCGAGUCUUUCCUUGAGGAGUUGCUACCGUACGCCUCUCGGUGGCAGUAUAUCCGCCUCAACAGCUCGGGUGCCUUCUUUGCUGCCUUCCAUGUAGGAGAGCUGAUAGCAUUGGAGGAGGCCCAAAUAUGCGUAUUCCCCCCACUUGAAAGUGGGGCCGCUGGCUUUCUCGCCGGUGCAUCUGGUCUGCGACGUCUGGUUCUCUCAUAUCAGCAAAUGGACGGCGAUGACGACGAAGAGAAUAUUAUCACAAGGCUUUCGGUGCCAGCAUUCCCACAACUCGAGGAGCUUACAGUGAUUAUAAACACCUAUAUCGAUAUGCAGCCUUUUCUAUCCUUGCUUCGCGGAUUCAGUAACUCGUUACACAACCUCUCCGUCUUUGCGCACUUCAGCGAUCCCGAGAAUGCGUACAUUCCUCCUGUCGAGUUGAUUGCACUGGAGACUGUCAUGGCAUUUAAUCAUGGCUACCGGCUACUCGACCAUCUCGUCACACCAGUCUUAGAGGAGAUCGUCAUCGAAGAUGUGUACAUCGAUGACCAUGGCGAUCCCUUCCCCCUGCUAUCCUCCUUCUCUUCGCGAGUGCACCGCUAUGAUCGACUCAAACACCUCACCAUCAUCGAUGUUUCUUUCGACAACGUCAACGGCGCCAAUUCCUUCCUCCAAUGCGCACCCGCGUUGCACUGGGUGGAGGAACUACACAUGAGGGACUCGGUCUCACUCAUGACAGAGGAGGUAUUGCAGGAGUUGACUUGUGCGAGUGACAAGGCGCCACUGCUACCAAAUCUCGCACAUUUGACGCUGCUUGGCUCGCGCCGUCCCUCGCGCGCAUGGAAGGUCGUUUUACGGGCGAUGGUGGCGUCGAGGAAGGUACCUCGCGUGUGCGCAUCGCAAACUGUCGUCGCUCUGAAGGACAUCGUGACGGACGUGGAGUACUAAAUUGACACCUAUGCCUUGCACUCGUCAUCAGGCAGUAGUGAUGCCCACUACUUUGAAUAGCUUCGGCGCCCAGAUGAUAGUAAUAACCACGGACGUUCUUCAGUACUGACAAUCUAUGUUUCAUUGUAAUGUAUUGCGAUGUAACGAGGAGUUCGAGUUCAUCCUCUGAGUUAACACAGGAAGCUUUGCAUCUAUCCAAUCAUUGGCAG